Carcharodon carcharias (great white shark) is the source of this 11395-nucleotide messenger RNA. It is a transcript of the gene skila, whose product is annotated as SKI-like proto-oncogene a. The transcript has 7 exons. Gene Ontology annotation, molecular function: DNA-binding transcription factor activity, RNA polymerase II-specific; SMAD binding; RNA polymerase II cis-regulatory region sequence-specific DNA binding. Gene Ontology annotation, biological process: negative regulation of BMP signaling pathway. Bases 1252 to 3477 code for a protein of 741 amino acids. Gene Ontology annotation, cellular component: nucleus. The record is from RefSeq and is a predicted model, not a curated record. NCBI's taxonomy places the organism in Eukaryota, Metazoa, Chordata, Chondrichthyes, Lamniformes, Lamnidae.
UGCACGGUGGCGGAGGGAAGAGGGAGAGUCGCUGAGGAGACAGGCAGACAGUGUCUCUGUCACAGAGCCGGGGCCCAACGAUUGUUAAAGGCUUUGAAGAGCGGGAGAGAGUAGGAGGAGGAGAAGAAAAAAAAUUGCAGAUAAAAGAAAGCGGGAGAAGUAAGCGAGGAGGAGAAGCCGCUGAGAGGGGGCUCGAGUGUUGACAGGUCCCCGGAGAAGCGAGCGGCCCCCUCGGCCUGUCAGCGAACAGCAACCAUUUGGCAUCGGGACUUUGCAAUCAUUUUUAACCAUCAUAGGUGCAGACACAUAGAGGGAAAAUUAAAGUGAAGCGGCCCGGAGCCUGGAUCUGACGGUCCCUCAAUCUCCAGCACUUCCCCCAUCCCAUCCCAUCCCCUCCUCCCCUCCCCUCCCCCUCGCCGCCUCUUCAUCUGGAUUUUGGAAACUGGAUUUGGGAGAGAAAAGCCACCGUCAUUAUCAACAGCCCGGGCUGACCCCGGGGGCAAGGUUUCAGUCGGCAGUCACUCCCACAGACUGAUGCUGCAAAGGAGGCAGAAAGGGGGGAAAAAUCAUCGUCUUAUUUGAGGAGACUGCAGCAGUGGUUCCAGUUCUUUUCCUUCUGCACCCAUCUCUCUCUCUCUCUCCUUCCCCCCCCCCCCGCCCCCCAAGUAAGGAGCCCAAUGUCAGUCUUCACUGAGCCGCAUCAGACGUGCUUUGGAUUGAAGAUGUAUUAAAAUUCAGCUGUGAAAAGGAAGGAAGGAAGAGGAAGACGGCAGGAGUGGGGACGGUUUGCCGUGCAUUUGGCACAUCCCACGUGAAAUAGUGGUUUGGAUCCAACUGCUUUCUGGUUAGGUGUAUUUCCUCCCAUCUGGCGAAUGAUCAAAUCAGUGCUGAGAAAUUUCAGAUAAGGAGGUGGGCUCGCCACCUGCUGAGCAGAUAGUGUGUGUCGGUGUGGUCUUCGUACGAGUCUGAAUAUUGGCAGUGGAAUGGGACUGCACAAUUCGGCACUGUGUACGUGGGAUUAAUUCGACAGAGAAGUACAAAUGUGGAAGCAAUCAAAACUCGUCUUUUGCCUUAAGUAGCUGAUGAUAUAGAAACUUAUUCAAGGCAUUCUAGUCUGUCAGUGGUAUGUGACCAGAAUGUGUUGAAAUGCAGGAAGAAGACCAUUGUGUGCUGAUUUUGUAGGCGAAAGUAAUUUAAUCUACAAGUGUGGCUGGAAAUAAAACACAUCAUCCGGCAGUUUUCCCAGCAGUGAUGGCAAGUGUACAAGGAGCUUUGAGGGUACUGGAUGGAAUACACUUGGGUGAAGUAAUGGUGAAAAAAGAGCCAAUAUGCGAUGGAGUGGGAGAAAGAAGCAAUGCUGGAAAAGGUAUUGAUAGAAUUACAAAUGUGUUCAAAGCCCCGGGAGUAAAACAGGAAAGUGGGCAGGGCCUUGGACUGGAGGAGACAGUACACACAGACAUGGGUGUGUCCAAAGCUUGCCUAUUAUCAGGAGUUCGUCCAUUGGAUCUUAACCCUGCUCUCAAACACACAUUGGCACAGUUUCACUUGAGCAGUCAGAGCUCUCUAGGUGGGCCAGCAGCAUUCUCGGCCCGUUGUACCCAAGAAUGUAUGCCACCAGGAGGACUUGUACCCAUGACAUCACCCCCUGUGCUGCCAGGACCACUGCUUAUACCCUCAGACAGUUCAACUGAGCUCACACACACUUCACUAGAGGGAGAGACCAUCUCAUGCUUCAUGGUUGGUGGGGAGAAGAGGUUGUGUUUGCCACAGGUCCUAAAUUCAGUGCUUCGAGAUUUCUCUCUUCAACAGAUCAACACUGUCUGUGAUGAAUUGUAUAUUUACUGCUCAAGAUGUACAGCAGAGCAGCUACAAAUUCUCAAAGUCUUGGGCAUCUUGCCUUUCAAUGCUCCCUCUUGUGGACUUAUAACCCAGACUGAUGCUCAAAGGUUAUGUAAUGCCCUGGUUCAUCCAGGUAUCCUGCCUCCAGAUGCCAACAAACUCCCUGGUAAAACCUGCCUUGCCCAGUUACAAAGCACUGGCUCCAGCUUUGAGGUGGAACAUUGGUGUCUUGGGAAAUGCCAAGGCCUGUUUGUGCCACAGUUUUACAAUCACCCUGAUGCUGCCUGCAUUCAGUGCUUGGACUGCCACAUGAUGUUUUCUCCCCAGAAGUUUGUGCUACAUUCACACAGGUCUCCAGACAAGAGAACCUGCCACUGGGGCUUUGAUUCUGCCAAAUGGCGUUGCUAUGUGCAGCUGAGCCGUAAAUAUGCAGAAACAUCUGAUGAAAAGUUCUUGCAGCAAUACCUAGAAGAAAUGAAAGAGAGAUUCAACUUCAAUAGCCAGCGAAAAAGAGUGCUUGCAAAGCAGUACGGCUCUGAGGAGCUUCAGCUGAAGAAAACACGGGUAGAGCGCACAGAUCCCCAGGAUGAGUUGCCCGAGAAAAGCCUUGACCGAAAGGCUGACUCCCAGCAUACUCUGACAUUCCGGCACUGGUACCCAGUCAUCAAACAAGAAAUGGAUCAUCUGACUCAGCAACAUGCUUCAGUUAUCCAUCCAAGCUGUCUUCUGUACAUGUACGAUAAGGUGAUAGCUCCAAAUGUCACAUUGGCUCCAUCUUUACAACGAUGUAGAGAUGCCGCUAAGUCGGUGAAUAAGGAGUCUAUGGUGAGCACAUCAACAGCCUUGGAAGAGGAGGUGAAACAUCAGAGAGAUAAUGUGAAUAAGCAGUUAAUUUCCUGUUUUGCAUUGUCUCCGGAAGAGGAAGGGAAUAACAUUCCGAGCGCAGAUUCGUUCAGUCCAUGUUAUCGAGCCUCAGAGUCUUCUGCUGAACAUGUAGAAGAAUACAUAAAAUUGGAACUUGCCAGUGACAGAAAUAAACAGCGGAUCGCCAUGGAAUUGAACAGCAAUACAACUAAUACUGACAGAGAGACUGGAAAUUCAACUCUAUGCAUUGGGAUGAGUACAGAAGAGGAGAAUGAAAAAAUAGUGGAACAAAUCAUGAAAACGUACUGUAAACAACAAGAGAAGCUGAAUACCACAAUUCAGCAGAAGAAGCAUCUACAAAUGGAGGUAGAGUUAUUGCAAGUCACAAAGCGGAUGAAACUCAAAGAACUGACUGAGGAGAAGCUCGGGCUGCAGCAAGAACUGGAUUCCCUGCAGUCUGAGCAUGCUCAGAGAAUGAACGCAGCCUGCGAUGAGCAGGCAGAGUUAGAGUGGCGAUUGGAGCAGUUGAAGCAGGGUUGUUUGUGCGAUCAUACAACAGAAAGGAGCCAAGAGGCUGAGUACACUGCACAGUUAUCAGAGUUGAGACAGAGGCUGGACCGAGCAGAAGCAGAUCGCCGAGAACUUCAAGAAGAACUGAGGUGUGAACGUGAAGCACGAGAAAAACUGGAAGCCAUGGUUAAAGAACUGAAGCUUCAAAUCUUAGAAACCUCUGGAAAUAAAGCUGGCACUGAGGUGAACUCUAUAGCAGACUGAUAACAAUGAAAGCUUUUCUGAGGCACCAGCAAUUUGAAGUGAAGUAAUUUUUAGAAUUGCUUUAAAAACGAAGACUGAUGAGUUCAGAACCUACAGCUGCAAGAAAUCUGUGCAACUGAAUUACAGCUGAGUUGGAGAUACUGGAGUUAAUUUUAACUAAUCUAGUUUCGAGCAAAAAGUUGAAACUCUGGUUUAAACUCAUUUGAGUUUUGUAUAUAUAAUACACACAUUCGAUACAAAGCAAAAUGGCAUAGCAUGGGAAAAAAGUUAUUUCAUAAAUUUUGAAAAUUUAUAUGCAUGCAGAGCCAGUCAAACGUCAUAAUCUGUUUUCUGUCCUCUUAAUGUCUUUGUAAAUGGCUUUUGUUAAAAGCAUCAGCAGCAUUGGUCUCAGUCCUUUUGUUUAUUGCAGAAUCCUGCUCACUUUAUAAAUUGCAUAGAUAUGCAGGAAGCUUGUUUUGUAACUUGUUGUCAUUUGAUAAUUCAAAAAACCUCAAAUCUAUUGUUUGGAUUUGCAUGUAUUCUUAUUGGUGCCCCUACCCUUCAUCUCCUCUGAGCUAAUAGUUCUAAUGUACAGGACAGGCCAGGGCUUUAGAUUUUGAAAAGUCCAGUAGGAUGUGAUUUGUUCAUGUAAAAACUUAUAAAGUCCCUAGUAAGAAGGAUUUCGCUUUUUCUUUUCAAAAGGCAGACAUGUGAUGCCUAAAUUGCCACUUCUGGUCAGAUAAGUUCUGAAAACAUACAGUAUAUAACAGGCAUGGUCACAGUUUAAUGUAGUUUCCUCCAAAUGUUGAUUAAUUAUAUAAUAGCAUUUAAUACAUUUUCCAAUUUUUUUGCUACUUUCUUUCUUGAGGCAUUGAUUUCUUGCUGGGGAGCAUUCCCAUUGGCAUGGUUUUCCUUUUGGGAAUUUGCCAGUUGAAAGAUGUGAGCAUUGCUAAUGAGUACCAGCAGGCUUUUAAAGCAUUCAUUCUUGAGCCUGAUUGUAUCUUCACUCAAUGUCUACGCACAUCCUCUUCCAGUUGGAGCCACUGGACAGUGAUCAGGGGUGAAACCAUGACAGCUUUCAGGCAUCCAAAUCUGGGGAGCUAGGACUAAUUUUAGUGCCCCCUGCUGUCAUCUCAGUUGAGAUUCGCCAACACCAAAUCGAUUCACUACUGAAUCUGAGACCUCCCUGGUCUGUGCAGCAAAUGGGAAUGUGACAUCUGUAACAACCCAUUUUAAUAGAUUUUAUAUGGUUCUAUAACAAAAGAUUGAUCAGUUCCCUGAAGUAUGAGAUGGCUCUGAAAGAAACAUAUAGAAUAAAUAUACUAAUGGGAACUAAAAUACUCAACUGUAUAGGUUUUAAUAUGGAUGCAGAAUCUUUUGGUUCACUGGCUUUUCACUGCAGAUGUAACUUGCGUGCUUGUAUAUAUUUAACACGCAAAUACUAUGAACUUGUGUAAGGAGACCUUUUGAUUUCCAUUUGUGAGGUUACACAUCUACCUCUUUUCCUGACCUUUCAGCUGCUAUAGUUACAUAAAUUUAAUGCUGCCUCCAUUCAGACCCAGUAUUUGUGUGAAAUUACUAUGGGUGUAUUGCAUCAUACAGUACCAAUCCUGUUGGCAAAAUAAGCAACCAGAUUAUUGUUUCAAUUCCUGUUCAGAAUUUGUAAUUUUGUUAAAAUUUUAUGUUAGCCCUUUUCUCAACAUUCCCUAUCUGCCCUCCCACACCAGAUACAAUAUCUAUAAGUUUGGUAGUAUUAACCUUAACACUGGUGCUAUCAAAGGGCUGAUAUUUGAACUAGUUGACCUAAUAUCUUGUUCCAGUGUUUUAUAUUUUGUUUUUCUUGGCUUCUCUACAUGUUAUUGUUUGUACGCAUGAUGGGGAACUGAAAACUAACAUUUCCUGGCAGAUGUUUACAUAACGGUACUUCACAGUUUCUUCACCAUUUUAAACUUGGUCUUUUGCACAUUGAGAUCCAACUUCGGCAUUUAAAGUUAACACUAUUAGUAAACAUGCUAGUAGCUAUUACAUUUGCGAUUGUAACUUACUUGUGGCUAAUGACUUACUCAAAUCUGGGAAGUGAUGUGGACUUUAAAAACAGACAAGGAAGAUUAGAUUAAUAAAAUAGUACAAUAAACAAAGUAUUAGGCAUGAACAAACUAUGUUCAUAGUUCAUAAAUAAACUCUCAAAAUUAGCUAGUAGUCUUAAAAGUUAAUCCUGAAGUUCAAAUUGCAUACCACAACUUCAGGAUCCUUUGCUUUUGCAGUGAUUUCAAUCAAGCAAGUCGCGUGGGAGACUAUACUUUUACUCAUAUUCAUUGCCAAAGAUUUCCAUUUUACAUGAUUUCUAUUAAAUUAUGCCAGGAAAACUGUUAAAAAAAAUCAUAGAUAUUAUAUAAUGAAUGGUGUGGAUUUUGGUUUAUUUAAUCUAAUUUUUCCCUGUGUGAAACAAAAUACUUUUUGUUGCUUACAGUGGAAGUCUACAGCGUUGAAUUUAAAACAAGGGGAGUAACCAUAGACCAAGAAUGUGGGGUUUGAUUCUUGGACUCUGCCUUGAGAUACUCCAGUUGGGACAACAUAGGAGUGCUACAAUUGGCAUUAGUCUCUUGAUUAGGGUCAGAUUAAAAUGGUCAUGGUUCUAACUCCCGAUCACUCUGAAUUCUCCCUUCUUUAGAAAUGGGGUCAUGGUGAGUGAAAGAGAACAGAAUCAAACUUUACUGCAAAAGCUUCAUGAUUGAAUAUCUUACUGGCACUCAUUACACAAGUGUCAGAAGUUAAGAGGGGUAUUGAAGAGUGUUUCUAGCAUCUACAGAACAGGCAAUGACAUCGGGAGAUCUGAGAAAAUUGAAGCUAUCUAACAGUAUGAUUUCCUACCUUUAUAGCGUUUUGUUGCAUAACCAGUGUUAGUUUGUUUUAGCCACUUGUGUCCUGUCAUCAGUAAUUCACACCACUGCAAAAUCCAAAAGAGCUGGACUGUUUGUGGAAUCUCGAGUGUCUUCAGCUUAGUCAAGAGCAGUUUUCUUUUGGAAAGUUGGAAAUCUCCAUUUUUGCAAUUUACAUGUCCCCUGUAAACACUGAGGGUUUUGCACCAACAGAUUUUCAACAGGCAUGAUAAAUUAAUUUCCUCAUUCCUCUCUGGAUUCCUGUUUUAAAAUAGCCAUGCUGGAACAACUGUGUUUCUGACUAUUUGAAUGUACGUAGUAAUUGAACACUAAUUGUCUGCUCAGUGACGUGUUUUAUCAGCUGCUAGCAGCUUGCUCUGUGCCAGAUGUAAUAAACUUGUAAACACAUUUAUAAAGAAUGAAUUUAAUGUUUGGCUGCGCCCAAUAUGCACUGAAAAUGUGGCCCCUUAGAAAAUGAGUUAUGCUGACAAUUAUGAGCUUCUACAUAUAAAAUGCUAGGUAAAUGGACUUGGUAACUCAGCAAUUUAAUGAAAAUAUAAUCAUAGUUUUGUAUCAUUCGAGAUUCAUUCUUUAAAAAAUAAUUUUCCUGUCUGCUCAUUUUGCAAAUGCUGAGCUGACCUGGUUAAGCAGACACUGUAUUUUGUAUAUUUGCACUUUUGGAGCAGGAAAGUGCAUUAGCUUUUAUUCCAAUUUAGGACAGAUCAAACAACUUGAUUGAAGCAGGGAAGAGGUACUGUUGUAUGCCCUUCAAUAGAAUAAACCUCCUGGAAAUAAUUAAAGGAAGCAUAAAGGUUGCUGCUGCUGGCUUAACACAAAGUGAAUUGUUUCUGUUGAAUUGAUGGCCGUGUUCUUAAUAUUUGCCACUGUCAAAAUACAGUCCAGGCAACUUGUCUGGCUUUGGGCAUCAGUGAUUAAUGUUAAGUUAAUGGAAUUAGGGCGUAGCCUAUUUAGAGAUGAGAGCUCUGAGGAGGGUUGGCGCACUAUAAUAGUUUUUUUUUCUAUACCUGAUCAGAAUCCAGCAAUCCUGCAGUUGCACGUGGUGCUGAAUUGGUAACGCUUGUCUACAUCUUACACUGUUGAUGCAUUGAUAAAUAGUUAACCAAAAGAAUAUUUUUGAUUUAGGAUGGUCAUCCCCUAUGCUACACCUUGUGUGGAAAUCCAUUUUCUGAUGAGGAGGAGGAAAACUCACUUCUCUAGUGGCCUACUGUGCCCACUUAAACAUUUAGCUGCAUUCUGAACCUCCUUCAUGCUUUGUCUGUGCUACUGACCUGGUAGAAUAUUCCUAACAUUUUAUCACUUUUUGCUUUGAGUUAAGAAAUCCUUCUAAUAUCUUUAUUAAUUUACCUUUUGACAAGUUGCAUUGAUGUUUUACGAUUUUUGUUUUUCCUGGCUUAAUUUGAAGUAAUAGCCUGGGGUUCGUUUGACUGUAGAAUUUAAUAUCAAACUUUGGAAUGACGUAGAUUCAUUUGUUGGAUGAACAACAUAUUCAUGAUAACAAUUACUAUUCUGACAAUGAAUUUUGGGUUCAUCUUUGCAUUGCACUGGCUGAUGUAGUCAAACUUACCCUGUUGUUAAUCACAUUGCAUGCUUGGAAGGUCAAUGUUAACUGCAACUUACUUAGAAUUAUAUGUAAAUGCAUUUAAAGCUCUUUCGUGUUCAGGCAGGUUUUGAAAUUUUUUGACUUUGCUCCUUUUGAUACUACACAUGAGGCCCUGAUAAUUCAUCUAACCUGUUGAUUUCUUUGCUCUUUUGGCAUUAUUUGUCCAACAUUCUUUUCUUUCAUAUGUGUCUGUACUUUUUCAUUUUUGUUUUGUUACCAAAUUUGAACUGGUAAAUCACACUUCUGUCUAAGGGUAUUCAGCUGUAAAUAAAAUUUUAGAGAUGAUAAUGUUUGAAAUAUAGCUCAUAGAGAAAAUGGAUGACAAUUAAUUCUGUAUAUUCUUCAACUUGUAUAGCUUUAAAUCUUGUAAACAUUUCAAUUAUACUGGAGCUAAGUGUGAGAACCUAUCAUCUUGACUUUCCAUGACCUUGCUUUGUGAUGCUACACCACUGUUUGGCUGAAAUUUGAACUAAGCUUCAUCACGCUCCUGUGAACUCGAACAAUUCUUUAUGAAUGAGAAAUUAUUUUGUUGGCAAAUUGAUAACUCAGUCGGUUAAGAAAGAAAAAAAAUCUCUAAUUCUUCAGCACUAUUUCUUGAAGUGGUUAGCUGUGUUCGAUUCAGAAACAAAAACUCUUCUGAAAUUCUACAAACCCAACUGUAACAGCUGAAAUCCAUAACUGAGUUUUUACUUUCUAUGUUCCCAUUAAUUGUGCGUUUGCCUUAUAAAUUGGGAGCACUGUGAAAGAACAAUAUGUAAUUUAUUCAAAUUUAAUGGAAAAAUUGACUGGUAAAAUUCCUUUUAAAAUUGUCAUUAGAGCUGGUAAAAUGUCACUGCUUACACAUAGAUCCAAGGUGUUUAGUCAGCUUUGUAUUUCUUGCUUCUACAUCUUUUUGUUUCAAUUUAGCAGCUUUUGUUUUGCUAGUUAAAUACAGUUGGGACUCAAUUUCUCACAGUUGUCUUGCUUUGGGUUGGUUUAAUGCCCUUUUCACUUUUUAUUAGGCAAUAAGUAGUUCCAAUACUGCUGUGAUAGCCUGGCUCGCAUGUGGUGAGCUGAUUAGAGCCUGGUGCAGUGUUCCCAAUUUAAAGCAAGAUUGAAACCUGCACAUCUGUUUCCAGCAGUGGCUAUUAAUGUACCUAAAAAGCACGAAUAUUUCCAUGUUUGCAGUGAUUGUUUCUGGGAGAACAUUUAUGAGGAAGAGGCCGUAUAAUUCAGGAGACUAUCAGAAGCAGCAAAUGGAGGUGUGAGACUCUCUCCAGCAGGCAGGAGUUUAAAUUCGCACUGGGUGUACUCAUAGCUCUAGGCAUAAUUCUGCAAAAAGAUACAAUAGACAUUCAGUCCCAGGCAUAAAGUUAGAUGUCAGAUAUUGAAACUAGGAGAUCAUUCAUGCGCUAAUUUUCAAGCCUCUAAUGCUGGAGGAAUCUCAUUGGUUAUUGCAGUAGUUUUCCCUCUGGCCGUCAUUAGUAUCUUCAGAAGUAUAUAUUUGUAGAUUGUUUUUGGCAUUUAGUGGUAGCUAUCAGUGCUCCACUAUUUUACAUCAUAAUUGGCCCUCCUUUGACCUCUCAAUGUUAUCUAAUUGGAAAGCCAAGCAUUCACUGGACAUUUGGAUUUAGUCUGAAUCUUAAUAUUGCUAAAUAAUAAAAAUACUAUGACAUAAACAUUUAGCCAGGCCUAUGGCAUACUAGGAGAUUUUCUUCCUCAGCUUUGAAGAGGGGUUCCAUUUGAAUAUGUAUGUGCUUAGUAAAUAUCCCAGGAAAUCAUUUCAGCUUGCCACAGGAUAGAAAUGUGCACAGCAAAUUUGACAGGAAGUUUUAAUAGAAAGCUUUUAAUGUGACAUAAGUUGUGAAUUUAACAGCAGAAGAAAAAGACACAUUAUAUAAAAAACAAUUAUCUUGGAGCUUGUUAUUCAGUGCAGCGUCGUAUAGAUUAUCUUUGCUUGCACAUGGAUGUUGAGGUAAGGACAAUUGUAAUGCAUGAAAGCUCGAGAUAUUUUGUAAACUACACUGGUGUGCAUCUAGUGCAAUUUUAAAUCAUCAUUUUAAAAUUUGCUUUUAAACAGUUACAGUAAAUUCAGAGUGCUUGGAUUUAACUGAACCCUGACUGGAGAUGAACAAUUUCAUUAACUGUUUUGUCAUAGCUCUACGUUGAAGUGCAAGUAACAGUGCUGUAUGAAAAGUAGGAAUGAGAAAUUUUGAUAUUAAGCUUAGUAAUACAGUGAUCUAAAAUUUGUUUGCAUUUUGCCUUUAAACAUUUAAUUUCCGGGGGUGGGAGGAGAGAGUUGUGGGGAGGGUCCUGUUUGCGUCAGAGCUGUCGACUGGGGUCAGGUAAUGCAUCUGCAGUGUUUGGCCAGUGACAUCCCAGCCAUUGUGUAUGUUAUCCAAGGACCACUGGAUUUGAACCACACAGCUAGGAGCAGUCGACGUACACGUUAUGAACAAAGGUGAAUCCGUACAUGAUGCAGUAUUGACACAAUGAGAUAAUGCUUCCAUUUACGCACUUCUUAACUGAAAGAGGUGUUUCCUCUCACCCGUUUAAACCUUUGAAAGCUGCAAUGAUGUUCCUGCAACAAAAAAAUGUACCAACAGUUUAGAAAAUACAGUACUGUGAAAUAAAGAGCAAUUCUAUGUUUAGAUUCCAGUGAUUGUAUUUUAUAAUCCACUUUUGAAAUUUACACUUUCUACAGAUACUAUAACAGAUGAUGUGUACAGUAAAAAUUGUUAAUUGCAACAUGUCACAAUGUUGCUUAUAUCUAAAAUUGUAUAUAAUGGAAGUGAUUAUAUCAAUACAGGUAAAGUCAGGAACAGAUUUGGAACUAGGUAAAUCUUUGCUUUUAUUAGGUACUUCGUUAUAUCAGAUUGUACAGAAGUAAAUUUUGACUAUAUGUACCUGGAAAGCUGAGAAAAGGUAUUUGGCACUCAAAGGGUUGAGAUAAAUAAACCAACAAACUUUGUUGAUUCAUGUUGACCACUCUUUGCUAUUAUCAAGUAGUAAUGGAAGGUGUGUGUUACCAACACCUUAACCCAAAGAGGCUUCCUGUUAAAGAAGUAAUCUUGUGAUUGCCUGCAAUGCAUUAUUACAUGGACAUUUUUCCAGUAUUUACCUCAUGAAAUCAAUGCAGAUUUUCUACUGUCUCGUUAACAUAAUUGCAAAGUGGUAAACAUAAAAUAUUUACAGAUGUACAGUACCUAGUUAUUGUAAUGUAAAAUGUCUGUUGUAUUUAUUUUCCAGAAUCUUGUUUAAGCAGCAUACUGAACCAAAAUGGUAAUGAUUGAAGCUGUGCAUGUAACCGAUAGUUUACAUUUUUUGUACAUUGUUCACCUUUGUAAGAUUCCAUAUUUAAACCAUGAUCAAAAAAAAAUCAUCUGAAACCAAAACAAUUUCAGACAAAACUGCAUGAACAGUCAGUCUGAAGCACAAUGAUUAAAAGUUGCUGAAUAAC